CUAUCAAGUGCUAACAUGAAAAUCUAUUAAGCAAAAAUGGAUUCAUAUCGUUUUAUUUUAACACUAUCUACAUGUCUGUCCGUUUUAACAUUAAGCGCUGCAGUUGAUUGGCCAAGAAUUCGCGUAAAAGAUGGCCACUUACUCUUCACAGUUGAAAAAGACAAAAACAUCUCUUUAGUAACUUCCGGAAUCGGCGGAAUUCACGUCAACGGCCAAGAUUUGGCUCACGUUGCAAAAUUAGCAUCAAAUUUAACGUCGUUUAUCCAAAAUAGGGGUGAAAUUUACAUCCCCGGUUCUCCAGAAGUUGUUAAAUCAAACAUAUACGAUCAAGUAACAUUAUUAGAGAGCGGUUUACAAAACCUAACUUUAGUUGCAGUCAAGAAACCGGCAAUUCAAAGAGUGAACAGGCGGUUGAAUGCGUUAACAAGACGAAUUCGCGGAAUAAAUAUUCUUUUGAACGCAAAUGAAUGCAAUAGUAAUCCAUGUCAAAAUGGGGGAACCUGCCAGGAUCUGUUUGAUAACUUUAUGUGCUUUUGCCCACCGGAAUGGGAGGGAAAAACUUGCGAAACUGACGUAAACGAAUGCACUAACUUUGCUGGGACGGAUUUGGGAUGUCAAAAUGGUGCAACUUGUAUUAAUAAACCUGGGAGUUAUGCGUGCGUUUGUUCAAAUGGAUGGAAUGGUGUACAUUGCACUCGAAAGGACACCGACUGUGCCACUGGUGGAAGUGAUCUUUGCGGACACGGAAUUUGUGUCCCACAAGGAACUUCGCUGGGAUACAAAUGUAUUUGCGAACAAGGUUGGCAAACUAAUGGUAAAGAUCCGGCUUGUACCGUCGAUGUAAACGAGUGCGAUACGUUUCCAUGUUCGAAAACACCCUUAGUGCAAUGUGUCAACGUCCCUGGAUCGUUUUUUUGCGGACAUUGUCCUCUUGGUUACACCGGAAAUGGGUAUCAUUGUAACGAUUUAAACGAAUGUGAUUCUUUUAAUGGGGGUUGUAGUCUUAAUCCGAAAGUUUUGUGUAUUAACACUCCGGGUUCGAGGAUUUGUGGUUCAUGCCCGCCGAGUUACAUCGGCGAUGGGGUAACUUGUACUUAUUCAGGGGGCACUUGUGGGGUUAAUAACGGUGGUUGUCAUCCUUUGGCGAAUUGCAAGCACACCCCGGGGGUUAUUUCGACUUUCGUUGAAUGCGUAUGUCCCCCUGGAUAUGUAGGAAACGGUAUUGGCCCAAAUGGUUGUACCUUCACAACUCAGCAAGGGUGUCAAUCUAACCCAUGUGUUCGUGGGACUUGCGCAAGUUUAAACGCGACCGAUUAUAUUUGUACUUGCCCGCCGGGAUAUUCAGGAAAAAAUUGUAAUAUAGCCACAUCUUUUACUUGCGCUUCAAAUCCGUGUCUUAACGGAGGAAGUUGUGUUACAACAGAAAAAGGUUAUUUUUGCAAAUGCACCUCGGAAUUUACCGGAUUUAAUUGUGAAGCGAGAGAAGCUAGUUGCGGUGGUAGACUAAAUUCGUACGCUGGUACUUUAGAUUAUAACCCAAGUAAUAUUGGGAGCGGUUAUAAAUAUAGUUGCGCUUGGGUCAUCGAAACUAAUCUAACGAAAGUCUUGAACAUCACGUUUAAAAAAUUCAACAUAAAAGAAUCCGGAAAUUGCGCUUCAAGUUGGCUUCAAAUUCACGAUGGAAGAAACUCGGCGGCUCAUUCUUUGGGGAGAUUCUGCGGAAAUAAAUUUCCUAGAAAUGGAACUUUUUUGUCAACUCAUAAUAAUUUGUAUGUUUGGUUUAGAGGUGAUUCGCUCCUUCCAGGAAAUGGGUUUACUUUCAAUUGGAUGAGUGUUGAGCCAAAAUGUCACGAAGAAAUUUUAGCCAAAUCACACGGUGUCUUGAAAUCACCAGGAUUCCCGGGAAAUUAUCCCAAUAAUAGAGAUUGCGUUUGGAGAUUAACUGCGCCGAUUGAUAAAAGAAUUGAGUUUCACUUUUUCGCGUUAUCGCUUGGCGAAGACGACGCGAAUUGUACUAAAGAUUACGUCUCAUUUCAUUCUUCAAGUAACGGAGAUGCGUUUGCUACUUAUUGCAACACUUCGCACCCUCCACCUUUAACAGCACCGUUCCAUGAAGUUUACGUCCGAUUUCAUUCGGAUGAAUCUGGACAAAAUCCCGGAUUUCAAAUUGGUUACUCAGUGAUAGCAGGUAUUCCAAAUUGCGGCGGUGUAUACACCAAGGAAUCGGGUUUAAUUAAAGGAGAAAUCGUUCCAAGUUUAGACCCAAUAACCUACGAAUGCGAAUAUGAAAUAAGAGUUCCCGAAGAUAUGAGAAUUAGAAUAGAUUUCUUGACGUUUGAUGUUGUUAAAACGAAAUCGGGGUGUUCCGAGGAAUUAAUUGUGUAUGAAGGAUCCACGUCGGAUUCGCCGACUGUUGGAAGAUAUUGCGGGAACGAGUUACCACCUCCUUAUGUUUCGUUGGGAAACGAGCUCCUUUUACUGUUUAAAACGAGAUUAUCCAAAGGUUUUUCGUUGAAAUACGAAGCGAUGUGUGGUGGGACGUACACUUCUAGUGAAGGAAUUAUUGCGUCAUCGGAAUACCCGAACUCAAGAACAACAGAGGAAGAUUGUAUUUAUCAAAUUAAUCGUCCAAUCGGAACUGUUAUUAAUUUGAAUAUUAUGGAAACGUGGCCGGCUAUAAAACGUGUAAUAUAUCGUUCGUUUAUUAGAAACCCACUCUGCCAAAACAUCGAAGUACGAGAUGGCGACAACGAAAACGCUCCUUUAUUAGGAAAUUAUUGCGAACGAACCCCUAUAGAAGUCAUCUCAUCACAUAACGCACUUUGGAUAAAAGUCAAAAAAUCAUUGCAUGACCCCAAAAGAUUUUACAUGAAUUACACAACAACCGAUAUUGUGUAUGAAGGAUCCACGUCGGAUGCGCCGACUGUUGGAAGAUAUUGCGGGAACGAGUUACCACCUCCUUAUGUUUCGUUGGGAAACGAGCUCCUUUUACUGUUUAAAACGAGAUUAUCCAAAGGUUUUUCGUUGAAAUACGAAGCGAUGUGUGGUGGGACGUACACUUCUAGUGAAGGAAUUAUUGCGUCAUCGGAAUACCCGAACUCAAGAACAACAGAGGAAGAUUGUAUUUAUCAAAUUAAUCGUCCAAUCGGAACUGUUAUUAAUUUGAAUAUUAUGGAAACGUGGCCGGCUAUAAAACGUGUAAUAUAUCGUUCGUUUAUUAGAAACCCACUCUGCCAAAACAUCGAAGUACGAGAUGGCGACAACGAAAACGCUCCUUUAUUAGGAAAUUAUUGCGAACGAACCCCUAUAGAAGUCAUCUCAUCACAUAACGCACUUUGGAUAAAAGUCAAAAAAUCAUUGCAUGACCCCAAAAGAUUUUACAUGAAUUACACAACAACCGAUAUUGGUUGUGGGGGAAUUUUAAAAGAAAAAUCCGGCACGAUUCAAUCCCCAUCUCAUCCAUCAAAUUACCCAAGCAGCCUCAAAUGCACAUGGUUAAUCGUAGCCCCAACGAACAUGGUCGUACAACUAUCUUGGUCAAACUUCCUAUUAGAAAACAGUUAUGAUUGCAAAUACGAUCGCGUUGAAGUUUAUGAUAACAACACCAACAGCGGGAUGGGGGGAUUAAUCGGGCGAUACUGCGGAAAUAAACUCCCCCCAAUCCUAAUAACAUCCUCCAACAUCAUGACCGUAACCUUCAAAACUGACGUUUCAAUCAAUCAAGACGGGUUCGUAGCUACUUACACUUUCCUCCCAUCCGAUUCGAUUUGUGGGGGGACUUAUUUUACCCCAUCCGGAAUUUUAACUUCCCCGUUUUACCCCAAAUCAUACCCAGUCAAUAAAGAUUGUAAAUGGGUUCUCCACGUACAAUCGGGGAGUCAAAUCAUGUUGAAAAUCAAUGAUUUCCAAUUGGAACCGUACGCUAAUUGUCGAUACGAUUUCUUAGAGAUAAGGAAUGGGGGGACGGCUGCUUCCCCGCUGAUCGGAAAGUUUUGUGGGGAUACUAUUCCUAAGAUGAUUCCGUCGCAUGCUAAUCAACUCUUUUUGCGGUUCAAAUCGGAUUUUACUAGGGCUGCGAAAGGGUUUAAUAUAACGUGGAGUGCCACAUCAACUGGGUGUGGGGGGACUUUAACUUCAGCGAGGGGAUCGAUUAUUUCGCCGCAUUAUCCGGAACCUUAUGAUAAGAAUACUGUGUGUGUUUGGAAAAUAUCCGUGAAUCCCGGAUCUGUUAUUCAACUGGUGUUUGCGGAUAUUGAUUUGGAAAAUCAUGUGGUGUGCCGAUUAGAUUAUGUCGAGCUUUUUGAUGGAGUCAGCGCAACUUCAAAAUCCCUCGGGAGAUAUUGCAACUCGGCGCAUCCCCCAACGAUCAAAUCAUCGGGAAAUCACGUUUUGGUGAAAUUCAGAUCAGAUAUAAGCGACCAAGGGAGAGGAUUUCAACUGCAGUAUUCAACGAUUUGCAACAACCAAGUGCGAGGUUACAGCGGUGUUAUUGAAAGCCCGAAUUAUCCAUAUGGAUAUGCAAUGGAUCAAGAUUGCACGUGGGAAAUCGGGGUUCCUGAAGGAAAUAAAAUCAACAUCACAUUUUCGCACUUUGAUUUAGAGAGAUCUUCGAUUGUCACCAAAGGACGUUGCGAGUUUGAUUACGUGGAGAUUUCAACUUACGACCCUGAAUACGAAAAAGCAAAAGUGUUGGAUCGAUUGUGUGGAUCCCCCGAAUAUCUUUUUGAUGGAGUCAGCGCAACUUCAAAAUCCCUCGGGAGAUAUUGCAACUCGGCGCAUCCCCCAACGAUCAAAUCAUCGGGAAAUCACGUUUUGGUGAAAUUCAGAUCAGAUAUAAGCGACCAAGGGAGAGGAUUUCAACUGCAGUAUUCAACGAUUUGCAACAACCAAGUGCGAGGUUACAGCGGUGUUAUUGAAAGCCCGAAUUAUCCAUAUGGAUAUGCAAUGGAUCAAGAUUGCACGUGGGAAAUCGGGGUUCCUGAAGGAAAUAAAAUCAACAUCACAUUUUCGCACUUUGAUUUAGAGAGAUCUUCGAUUGUCACCAAAGGACGUUGCGAGUUUGAUUACGUGGAGAUUUCAACUUACGACCCUGAAUACGAAAAAGCAAAAGUGUUGGAUCGAUUGUGUGGAUCCCCCGAAUAUAUUGCCCCGAUGACGAUUGAUUCUAACAACACCUCGAUUCAUUUCGUUUCCGAUAACCUCUUAAGCGGGAGCGGGUUUAGAUUGGAAUGGCACAUUUUCGGUUGUGGAGGAAUCCUCGAUCGCCCAGAAGGAACCAUCUCAACUCCCGGAUACCCCAAUGCUUACCCCCAAAACACGAGAUGCGAGUGGAUCAUCGCACUCCCUUCUCCUGGAAAAAGCGUUGAAAUAACUUUCGACAAAGACCUCCACUUAGAAACGAGCCACACCUGUUACAACGAUUACAUCGAAAUUUAUAACGGCAGAAAAGCAGUGGAAGAUAAUCUUCUUAGACGUUUUUGCGAAACUAGCAACGUCACUAACAUAACGAGUAACGGGCACGAAAUGUUUGUGGUGUUCCAAAGUGAUUAUUCACUCGUUGAUAAAGGAUUUAAGGCGGAAUAUAGAACCGUUGAUUCAAGCUGUGGCGGAAAUCUCCUUGCUGAUGAUGGGUUUAUAAUGUCGCCGAAUUACCCGAAAAAUUACGAAAGAAAAACAACGUGCGAAUGGUUAAUAACCAUCAAAGAAAAUCACGUAAUUAAUUUAUUUUUCCACGACGUCGAUCUAGCCUCAAAUUGCAACAAAACCAACAUUCGCGUUUAUGACGGCCCUGGAGAAGGUUAUCCUUUACUCAUCACCGUUUGCGGCAGCAACAAACCUAAUGGAACGAUUAAAUCGUCUUAUAAUCAUUUGUAUGUUAAAUUUCAAGCUGAUAGUAUGUUAACAGCGAAAGGAUUUAGGUUAGAGUUUAAAAAGGCAUGCGGUGGAAUUUUGAACACCGAAACGAGUGGAUUACUCGAAUUAGAACAAAGAAAUUCUUUUUCAAUGGAUGUGGAAUUGUGCGAAUACACGAUAAUCGCGCCUAAUCCGGCGGAUCACGUCUCUUUAACAAUAACUAAUUUGUAUGAGAAGAUUUGUUACUUCGACUAUGUUACUGUAUACGAUGGUUAUAACGGAACUGAUCCGAUAAUCGGGAGUUAUUGUGACGAAAUUCCUCCGACAAUUACCAGUACUGGAGCUGCUUUAUUUAUAACGGCUGGAAUUGGAUUCAAAGCUUCAUAUUCUACGUUCUCAUCAG
Onthophagus taurus is the source of this 6256-nucleotide messenger RNA. The record is from RefSeq and is a predicted model, not a curated record. NCBI's taxonomy places the organism in Eukaryota, Metazoa, Arthropoda, Insecta, Coleoptera, Scarabaeidae.